Molecule: messenger RNA, 7127 nt
Organism: Schistosoma mattheei
Lineage: Eukaryota; Metazoa; Platyhelminthes; Trematoda; Strigeidida; Schistosomatidae
Source: the annotation of a GenBank genome assembly
GUACGUUUGUAGUGGUGUUGAUGUUCUCUAUUGAAAAACAAGUUUUUUAAAUUAGUUUUAUGGUAUUUCUCUUUUUUUUCUUUUUCUUUUAAAAGUAAAAAUCAACAAAAUUCACCAUCAAUGAAAAAUUAGUCUUCCUUCAUGGAAUAUGAUCAUGAUCUGAUGUAAGAAAGAUCAUUCUUGGAAAAGAUCAUCCAUUCACUGAUUCACAUUACUUCAUCUUAUAUAAACGGAUAAUGAUAUUUCCACAAUUAUUUCAUAAAAGAUGAUCUAUACUAUUGAUUACUUCAAUGAAUAUCAAGAUCAUAUCAACCAUUGAAUUGUUGAAUUAAACAUUCAAUACUGAAAGGAAUCUAUUGAAACAGAUUACAUUCAAUUGAAAUUCUUCAUUUAUAAAUGACAGAACAAAUACCAUUUCAACGUACAUCCACCAUAAAACAUCGUAUUAGUAGAACUGGUUCAAUUGGACAAGAUCAUAAUAAUAAUAAUACUACAAUUGGUAAUAUGAUGACAACUAGUGGAAUAAAUAAUAGUGGAAUACAACAUCAACAAUCUAGUAUAAGAAGACCAUCAAUUAUGCAAAAAUAUAUGGGUGAAAUUGAAUUUACUGGAUUAAAUCAAACAGCUAGAUUUUGUAAAUUAAAUAGUGAUACACCAGAUUCUGUAUUACGUGAUAUUCUUAAACGUAAAUGGGGUUUAAAACCACCUACAUUAAUUAUAACUGUAUUCGGGACAGAUUUUGAAAAGAAACGUAAAUUAAAAAUGAUCUUUAAAAAAGGUUUAUGGAAAGCAGCUGAAAGUGGUUGUUGGAUUGUAACAGGUGGUUUUCAUUUAGGAGUAAUGAAGUUAACUGGUGAAGCUGUACGUGAUUACACAGAUGCAUAUGGUGGAAAUCGAAUGAUGGCAUUUGGUGUAGCAAGUUGGGAUUGUGUAACAAAAAAUGAAAUACUUGAAGCAGCUUUACAUGAGGGUACAGCAGUGUAUCAAUCUGAGGAAGAUGAAGAAGAAGAAGCUGAAGAUAGUGAACCAAUUUUAAUUGAUCCAUUAUCACAAAGCGGUUUAAAAUCUGUUCGUAGUGAUAUUGAAGAACGUGCCUUAGAUCCUAAUCAUAAUUUUUUUGUUUUAGUCGAUGAUGGAACAACUGAUCAAUUAAAAGGUAAAGAAGCUGAAUUACGUGCAAGAUUUGAAAGAUGUAUAUCAUUAUGGAAUUGUGCAAGUAGUCCACAAGAACAAACAACAACUGCUACAAGUCCUCAAAGUGGACCUAUAAGUUCUACAACACAUUUACAACAACAGCAACAACAACAACAGCAACAACCUCAAAAUGGUAUUUCUACACCAUCUAAUGCCAAUAAUAAUGUAAAUUCAGUAGGAUUACAAAGACAAGGUAGUACUAUGGGUGGACAAAUUAGUACAACAUCUGGUCCACAAACAAGUGUAACAUCAAUUGGUAAAAAUUCUGGUAUAACCGGUGGUUCUACUAGUAAUUCUGCUUUAAGUAAAGGUGCAAGUGAACCAAUAGUUAAUAAUCAACCUAUUUCAACUGCAUCUGUUACACGUGGUGUAAAAGAUAAACUUACUACUGAAUCAAGCCUUAAACCAGCAAAAAGUGGAAAAUCAGUUGGUAGUGAAGAAGAAAUUUUAGUUCCAAUGUGUGGAUUAGUUGUAGGUGGUGAUCGAUUUACAUUACGUCAAGUUUAUUGUUCAAUGAUUAGAAAUCGUUGUCCAAUUGUUGUUACAAAGGGUACAUCUGGUGCAGCGGAUGUAUUAGCAUUUGGAUUAGAUGCUGCAAAUAAAAUGGCAUCUGAAGAAGUUGUUGAUGAUAAAGAUCAAGUACCAUUGGAGGCUAGGCUUGAAUCAAUCAUUGAAGAAUUUCUUGGUGAUUUACAUCCAGAUUAUACGAAUUAUACAGAUGAAGUGAAUAUGUUAUGCGAAAUAAUCAAUGAUUAUACAAACUUAGUAUCAGUAUUUGAUAUGGAAGAAGAUUCUGAUUUGGAUGGAUAUGUGAUCUCUUCAUUGCUUGCCAGUGCUGGUACCACGGUUACAUCAGAUCAAAUUAAUUUAGAACAAUUAGAAAUUACAUUAACAUUAAAUCGUGCUGAUAUUGCACGUGAAAAAAUAUUUUUAGAAAAUAAAAAAUGGAAAAAAGGUCAAUUAAAUGAUUAUAUGUAUCAAGCAUUAAUGAGUGAUCGACAUGAUUUUGUUAAAUUAUUCUUAGAACAAGGUUUUAGUUUAGAAGAUUUUUUAACCAUCUAUAUGUUAGAAAAAUUAUAUACUGAUCAAUUAAAAAAUUUGAAUUCCAAAGUAGCAAUAUUCAAUAAAAUGUGGGAAUAUAAUCGAUCACAUCGAACAUCGAAAGUGGCAUUACGUGAUGUUGGCAAAGUGAUUAAAGCAUUAGUUGGUGAUUUUUAUCAUCCACUUUAUUUAAGUAAAGAAUUUCAAGCGAAAUUAAUGCCGGAAAAAAGGCUAGAAGGCGCUGACAUUUGUCAACGUUUAUUAGGUUCUCAUAAAUUAAGAAAUAGUCAAGAUAUUAGUCAUUUAUCAUCAUCAUCUUCUUCAUCAUCUAUUAACAAUAAUAAUCAUAAUCAUAAUGGUGCUAUAUGUCCACGUACACUUGGUUUAAGAGAUAGUGUACGAUUUAUUGAUUAUGGAGAAGAUUAUGAUUAUAUGAAUUUACAUAAUGUACAUACAUCAUCAUUACCAUCAGCACCACCACCAACAACAACAACCACAACAACAAUAGAAGAUAUAGGAUUUCGUAAUCCAGCAUUUUUAGAAUGUGAUAAAUAUGGUAGUCGAAAUAAGCAUGGUCGACGUUCAUCAUCUCAAACCAAUGAACAUGAUAUGUUGAUACCAGGUCAACCACUUAUAUAUAAUGCAACAGUGACUAAUGUUAGUCGGUCAGGCCAUGGUUCACGUGGUGCGUAUACAAGUCUUGGUCCAGGUCAUUUCCGUAUAGCUGGAAGAGCGCCAUUAGCUUAUGAUACCACUUCUAUGGGAACAACAACUCCAAUUCAAUCACCGAAACCAGCUAUAAAUGAUACAUUACAAUUUUCAUUUGACAAUGAACAUGUACAACGUAAUUCUGUAUUGAUUUCUCCAACACAAAAUGAAAAAUCAAUUAAACCGGUACUUUUUGAAGAUGAAGCAAAUAAUAAACCAUCUAGAUCAUGUUUCAUGUCAUGUAUACAAAAAAUUUCAUCAUUCUGUAGUCGAUUAUUCAGAUGUAAUACUGAUUCAAAGAAAUCGAACAAAGGUUUAAAUGUCAGUCAAGAACCGGCUGGUAUUAAAGGGCCUAAAGAAUUUGCCACUCUUCGUGCAAUGGCAGCAUUAGCUGCAGCGACAGCAGCAACAGCUGUAGCAGAUCCAACAAAAACUUCUCCAGGAGUUAAAAUGAUGCAUCUAGAUCAUCCUGAUAUGGUUACAGAAGAUUAUGAAGAACAAACAAAAUCAAUUCAAUUGGAUCGUCCAGCUAGAGAACUAUUAAUAUGGUCUAUAUUAGUUGGUAAACUACGUAUGGCUGAAUUAUUUUGGACUAUGGAAAAAGAACCUAUCGCAGCUGCUCUAUUAGCUUCAAUUCUAUUGACAUCGUUAGGGAAUAAAACAGAUGAUUUUACUGAUAAAGAAGACUAUAGAAGCUUUGCAAAAAACUUUCAAGAACGUGCUGAAGGUGUCUUGAAUGAAUGUUAUCGUGAAGAUGAACAUAGAACACAAUUAAUUAUUAAUCAUGAAUUAAUUUAUUAUGGUCGUAGUUCAGUAAUUAAAUUAGCUGCUGAAGGUCAAAGUAUAAAAUUUAUGGCACAUCCAUGUUGUCAAGAUUUUCUUACAAAUACAUGGAGCGGUAAUUUAUCAACUAAGAAUAGUGUAUUUAGGUAUAUUAUGGGGGUGGUUUGUGGAUUGACAUUACCAUUUUUAAUACCAAAAGUUAUAUUAUCCAAGCCUAAAACAAUUCCAACUACAGAAGGAGAAGAAUCAAGUCCUACUUCGGAACAACAAGGAUCUACACAAAAUAAUCAUACAUUAAAAUAUGUUUUAACUGCAGAAGAUGCUGGUAAAAAAGGUGUUCGGAAAACAUUACAAGCUAGAACUUUGGAAUAUAUUUCACAAAUUCGUGACUUUUAUAUGGCACCAGUUGUUCGUUUUGUGUAUAAUACUAUUUCAUACAUCACAUUUCUCAUCUUAUUCAGUUAUUUAUUAUUAGUUGAUUUUCGAAUCAAUAUCACAGUUGUUGAAUAUGUUGUUAUUGCUUGGGUAAUUACAUUAUUUAUAGAAGAAAUUAAACAGAUUGCAUGGGCUGUAUUAUCUGGUAUCAGUUUUAGAACUUAUAUAUCUGAUGGAUGGAAUAAAUUAGAUUGUGCUGGUUUAGCAUUAUAUAUUGUUGGUUUUAUAUUAAGAUUAAUUGUAUUAUUACGAUUACGUAAUCAUGAAGGAGAGAAUUUUAAUAUACAAUAUGAACGUUAUUAUAUUGUGACAGAUCCAAUAUUAGAUCCAUCACGUAUAUGUCUUGCAAUUAGUUUAUUCACAUUCUAUAUACGUUUAAUGUAUACAUUUAGUUUUCAUAUUGCAUUAGGACCAAAAUUAAUUAUGAUUGGUAAAAUGGUGACCAAUGAUUUAAUUCCAUUUAUGAUUAUUUUAACUGUGAUUAUGGUUGGUUAUGCAGUGGCUGCACAAUCAAUCGCCUAUCCAAAUGGUUUAUUUACCAAAGAGAAUAUGACAUUAAAUUCUGAAAUUAAACAUAUGACAUUUGCUGAUAUUAUAUUUUCAAUGUAUACAACUGCAUAUUUUCAAAUGUUUGGUGAUUUUAGUUUAGAUGCAUUACAAGGAGAAGAUCGAACAUGUCAGAAUCAUAUGUGCCCUACGAAAACAUCACGUUGGCUUGUACCUAUUAUGCUUGGAUUCUAUGUGUUAUUAACUAAUAUACUGAUGUUCAACUUACUUAUUGCCAUGUUUUCUAAGACCUACGAAGAAAUAGAGAGUGCAUCAACAUACUAUUGGAAUUAUCAAAGAUAUCAAAUGAUCAAUGAUUAUGUUCAUAGAUCACCACUUGCUCCACCAAUUAUUAUUGUUUGGCAUUUCUAUGAAGCAUAUAAAGCUAUUGGAAAUCAAUGCGCUAGUUUAAGAAAUGCUGAAACAGCGAAAUAUAAUCCAUUUUGUGUACGAUUUACCGAUGUGAAAAAAGAAAGAGAAAUGGUCAAAUGGGAGCAUAUGAAAGCUAUGGAUUAUUUAAGAGAACCAUCAACUAAAGCAACUGGGAAAAGAGGUGUAGCUGAAUCACGUGCUGUGGUAUUUCGUGGUGGUGGAGGUGUUGGUCCUGGUCAAGGACCAGUAAUGGAUUUAAAAAGUGAAAUGUCCAGUGUUACAGAGGGUAUUGGAAUGGAGUUAGAAAAACGUUUCAAAGAGAUUGAUAAUCAAUUUCAACGUUUUAAUGAUGUUGAUUCACGUUUGAAUGAUGUAACACAAUUAUUAACAAAUUUAUCUGAAGUAAUCAGUAAUGUGACUGAAACACAACAACGAAUUAUUCGACAAAUAAAUGAACUUCCUACUUGUCAAUGUAAUGAAUUCACUGAUGAAGUUGUUCCUGUACAAAAAUCCACUACAACUCAAGCUGAUUCAGGAACAGCAGAAACUAGAAAACGUACAAAACUAGAAGUAGCUAUUCAAUCUGCAUUAGAGGCAGCUAAAGAUGUACUACGACCACCAACACCACCACCACCACCGCCACCACCUCCUCCACCCCCAAGGGAAUCACCUGUUCUAUUAGCUGCUGUUGUUCCUGGAUCCGAAGAUGAUUCAAGUGGUUCAGAAGAAGGUGGUGAUCCUUCAGCUGAUCCAGUCAUAGUACCUCAAGUUCCAGAUAUUAAAACUGGAAGAGUUAUCGAAAGAACAUUAGGUGAUCAUCGUUUAUGGAGAUUGGCUCCAUUUAAUUUUGAAAAAUAUCCUGGAAUGAGAAUGAAUGUACCACCGGAACGAAUGGCAUGGACUGUGGAAUAUCCAGAUUACUUUGCAUAUGAUGCUUGUGAAGAAGUUUUAUUAUUCCCAUCAGAAGAAUCACAUGAUGGUGUUAAUUUUACCCAUGGAAACAUCGUAUUUACUUUUCAACAUAGUGAAAAUCUACGUACAAUCAAUUUUAAUCAAUAUGAUUCUAAAGCUAAAUUACGUAGACAAAGUUUACUUGGUCGUUAUCGUUUAGAUUCAACAACAGGUGCACCAUUAAAUCCAAUGGGUAGAACAGGUUUAUUAGGUAAAGGAUUAUUACCACGUUGGGGUCCAAAUCAUUCAUUUGUAUUAUGUAUUACAAGAUGGACAAGAGAUACACGUACUGGUGUACAAGUAAUAAGAAGUAAUCGUGGUGUAUUACAAUAUUUGGCAUUAGAACGUAAUAAGAGAUUAUGUAUGCCAUGGUAUUUAACAGAUCAUACAAACAAAUGUGAUUUUGAUGAAUGUGUACCAAAGAUUAUAAGCAGUUUAGUGACUCGUCGAGGACGUGCUAUACUUCCAGAGAAAAGAGUUGAAAGAUUAAUAAAACGUAUUGAAAAGGCUGAAGUUACACAGAUUUUUAAAGGUUACUUAGAUGAUCAGUUAAAUGCGGAUAGUGCAUGGAUGGAAACUGUUGUGAUUAAUUUACAUGAAUCUGAGAGUAAAGGAGCUCAACUACCAGAUGACAUAUUAAAGUUACUCAAUGAACCUGGUACAGAAGAACAAUGUAAAUGGGUUGAAGUAUCACAUAGUAGUAAUCUACGUACAAGUCAUAAUUAUAUACUUAAGAAUGUUGCAGAACUUCGUAGAGCAUUCUAUUAAUUCAAAAUACUUCAAAGAUAAUGAACUCAUUCAUCUUACCUAUUUAUUACAUUAAACACGAAUGAAAAUGUUGACUACAUUCUCAAAAUUUACAAACAGUAUUCAAUUGAUUUAAUGAAUAACUCAAUCAACUUUAUGAACUUUUUAAAAAAAGUACAAAAAGAUGGUCUCCAUUUGUUUGUUUGUUUGUUUUUCCUGGAAUUUCCAUGAUCUAAUCAAGUUUACUAUUGUCCAUUUUAUAAAGAGAAAUGUAUUAUUUCUUUGAUGUGUUGUUUUAAACCGUAUCAAAAGGAUAUACUAAUUUCAAUAGUAAUAAUAAUAAUUGAGUG